AUGGUGCACUGGCGGGCAGUGAAGGCCGUCGACGCGGCGCUGCGUGACGUGCGUGAGUCGGAGUUCGGUGAUCUCUUCACCGUUUUCGCGGGCGACUGGCAGCAAAUCCUGCCGGUUGUCAGGGGCGGUGGCAGGUGUCACAUUGUCGACGCGUGUCUCAAGUCGUCUCCCCUGUGGCAGCACGUGACGUGCCUCACGCUGCGCACCAAUAUGCGCGCGCAGCUGCAGGGGGACGCCGAGGCGGAGUGGCUCGAAGAGCGGGCCAUCCUCACCGUGUUCAAUGCCGGCGUCAAAAGAAUCAAUGACCACGUCAUUGACCGUCCGCCGGGGCCGGGGCACGUGUACACGAGCGUAGACAGUACGUCCGACCCUGACGCGGUGCCGCUGGCCACCGAGGUUCUUAUCGGCAUCGAGCUUUCUGGCACGCCAGCACAUUUUAUCCGGCUCAAGGCCGGCGCUCCAGUCCUCCUCAUGCGUAAUCUCGACGCACCCAGCUUGAUCAUCGGCACGCUGUGCGUGACGGUCGCAUUGUCCGCCGCCGUCCUGGAGCUGAAAAAUAUCACCGGUCCAGACCGCAGCCACGUGAUCGCUGCGCCGCGGAUUCCGAUCGAGUCUACCCCGGACUCUGGCCUGGUGUUCUCAUUCCGACGCCUGUAG
This is a messenger RNA of Pollicipes pollicipes, 657 nucleotides long. RefSeq lists its product as uncharacterized. The record is from RefSeq and is a predicted model, not a curated record. The coding region runs from base 1 to 657 and encodes 218 amino acids. Gene Ontology annotation, biological process: telomere maintenance; DNA repair. Lineage: Eukaryota; Metazoa; Arthropoda; Thecostraca; Pollicipedomorpha; Pollicipedidae. The transcript has 2 exons. Gene Ontology annotation, molecular function: DNA helicase activity.